This is a messenger RNA of Anarrhichthys ocellatus (wolf-eel), 3863 nucleotides long. RefSeq names its product 5'-nucleotidase, cytosolic IIa (gene nt5c2a). The record is from RefSeq and is a predicted model, not a curated record. Gene Ontology annotation, molecular function: 5'-nucleotidase activity. Bases 2364 to 3863 code for a protein of 499 amino acids. NCBI's taxonomy places the organism in Eukaryota, Metazoa, Chordata, Actinopteri, Perciformes, Anarhichadidae. The transcript is spliced from 16 exons.
UGUGUGUGUGUGUGUGUGUGUGUGUGUGUGUGUGUGUGUGUUAGUCAGGAUAGAAUGGGAAAACUCUCAAAGCAAGGCACAGAGGAUCCUCACCACCGCAGUGAAGUACAGUAACUGUAACUUUAUCACACAGGAGCCCGACUGGCGAACUCUGUUUCGGCAGCUGCGGCACUGGAGCUUUAACUGAUAAAGUCCAGUUUACUAACCCGCGGUGGGCUGAUCUAAACACUAACAAAGCCAAGCGGUACCUGUAAUGUACACAAUAACACGUUAUCAACAGUAAAAUGAUCUUCAAGAAAAACAGGGUUACAAUAACACACUUUGACCUCUCUCUGCCCAGACAGAGGCCUCUUACUUGAGAUCACUUCGCGUGUGCACUUCCGUCUUUGUGUUUGGAUCAGUUUCAUCUAGACGAUGACGGGGGACUGUAAUGUGCUGUGUCGUGGAUUAAGCGGCUAGCUGGUCCUCGUGUGACAGCAGGGAAAACAGCGAAUGUGGACUUGAAUAGGAAGAGAGCUGGGUAGAACUUAUCCUUCUCUCCUUCAGGAUCCAAGUGUGUUCGGGAGCACAAGAACAGUCUGUUGCUCGUCCAACGAGGAUGGGACUGUUACCUCGGUUAAUGCUUAUGUCCUGUAGCUAAACGAGUUGCAGUGGGAAUGUGUUAUGAUUCAAACCAAAUCUCACACUCAGGUGAGCACUAGCAGACAGACGGACAGUCUGUUGUAAACUGGUUGGUUUAAUUCUGUCUUUAGAUGAACUAAUGAAUUAUGCAAACUCUCUCUGUGGACCUUUCGUCCAGCCCUCUGACAGUGAGAGUAAUCACUGAAACACCGUCCACAUGUGCUUCUGUCAGUCUGCUUCACUACUUUUAUAGUUCCUUAUAGCGGAGCCAUCCACACCAAAAAAACACCACAAAGUCAUAAAAUGUUUUCAUCUGUCGUUCUUCCAGUCACUGCCGUGAUGGAUGUAGUUCUGUAAAACCAUCUGAUUGCUGCAGUGAAGCUGCGGAAUGUUCCCAGAUAUCAUUCAUUCUUUACAACGCUCCUAGCGCUAAACUGGAAGAACCAAUACAAUUGUGUUUGACCCAUAAAAAAUGGUCGGAGCAUCAUAAGGUGAAUAAUGCAAUACAGUUCAACAGCAGCCUGUUGAAUCAACACCUUGAAACAGUUUCAAAACAAACAGAACUUAGUCAGUUAGCUGUACCUAAUACAGUGGCAGCUGAGUGUAUAUUUCCAUUUACAAAUCAUUAUUGUGUUGAUUUUUAUUGUGCAGCAUUGUGGUGGCAGCGUCAGAGAAAGAUUGUUGCGCUGGUCUAAAACUACUGACAGAUAGCUAUGAAUAUGACCCAUACAAUCUACACACCAGGGAUGAUAGUAGUGUUGCCUGUGUGUGUAGCAGCUGAUGAGUUGAUGUUGAGUUCCGAUUUGAUGUUGUUUGCUGUCUUACAUUUCCUGUUAACAACUUACACUUUUAAGAAAAGUGUUUGAAAUUCAAUCUGUCUCCAGAAGUCCCAUUUGAAGGGGAACCAGAAGGCUAUUGACAGGUUUUUACAUCAGAUGCACUGGUCACUACAAGUAGGUAGGGUUGCAUGUCUGUUGGUGUUGUGGUUGUGACUCAUGCUAGUUCACUAUGUCUGCCAUGCAUCAAAAUCUGACCUGCAGAAAGUGUUGCUGCUCUUCAGUAUGUUCCCCCUGUAACUCUAGAAUGUUCCACCAGACUGAUUGUCUACUAUUCACCAUGAAUUAGACGUUUGCUGUAGGAAUCCGUGGCAGUGCCACAUUUCAUUUAAACAGCCAGCUGGCAUGCAUUGAUUGACCGCUCAUUGUUCUCCCCUUCCAGAGUGUUUGUCAACCGAAGCUUGGCCAUGGAGAAGAUCAAGUGUUUUGGUUUUGAUAUGGAUUACACUCUGGCAGGCUGAACGCUCUGCUGUCCCACGGGAGACUGGACUCACCAGAUUCUGUGAACGUGGGAUUACCCGAUCCUGCAAGCACUCGCUUCACCAGGAGGAAAUCCCACAGCAUAGGCGCUGGUGCUCGUCGUGGUCACAGACGCUCCAAGGCCUCCAGUCCGUCAAAGUGACAGACGGCCUUCAGUUUUUUUCCGUCAUUGUCAAAAAAAUUCCGCCAUUAACGGAAAAUGUUCGGUUAACGCGACCUCUGGUUACAACUGCAGUUCCAAACUUACCUGACAGUCGUAAAUGAUCGAUUUGUUUGAGAGAAGAUGUUUAUGGAAGACAUUUCUGUCAAACUAACCCUCUGUGUGGCGUUAUUGUGCGAUCACUGUGUUUUUUGGUGCACCGCUUUCAUCAGAAGCCUGUCUCCCUCUCUGUCUGUCCAGUGUAUAAAUCUCCUGAGUACGAGUCGAUGGGCUUCGACUUGACGGUGGAGCGUCUGGUGUCCAUUGGUUAUCCACAAGAGCUGCUCAACUUUGUCUACGACCCCUCCUUCCCCACCAGAGGUCUGGUGUUUGACACAAUGUAUGGCAACCUGCUCAAAGUGGAUGCAUACGGGAACAUCCUGGUGUGUGUGCACGGAUUCAACUUCGUGAAGGGACCUGACAUCAGAGACAUGUACCCCAACAAGUUUAUUCAGCGUGGAGACACGGAGCGCUUCUACAUCCUCAACACGCUCUUCAACCUGCCCGAAACCUACCUCUUUGCUUGCCUGGUUGAUUUCUUCAGUAACUGCUCCCGAUACUCGAGUUGUGAGAACGGCUUCAAAAAUGGCGACCUCUUCAUGUCCUAUAAGAGCGUGUUCCAGGAUGUCAGAGACGGCGUGGACUGGGUUCACUUCAAGGGGUCCUUAAAAGAGAAGACUGUUGAAAACCUGGAGAAGUAUGUUGUAAAGGAUUCAAAGCUUCCUCUCCUCCUCAGUCGCAUGAACGAAGUAGCCAAAGUGUUUCUGGCCACCAACAGUGAUUACAGAUACACAGAGAAAAUCAUGACCUACCUCUUUGACUUUCCUCACGGCCCAAAGCCGGGUUCACCCCACCGGCCCUGGAAGUCCUACUUUGACCUGAUCUUGGUGGACGCUCGCAAGCCUGUGUUCUUUGGAGAGGGAACAGUGCUGCGGCAAGUGGACACUACCACAGGUCGGCUGAAGAUCGGCACGUACACGGGACCUCUCCAGCAUGGCAUCGUCUACUCUGGAGGUUCCUCUGACAUCGUGUGCGACUUGCUGGGCGCUAAAGGAAAGGACAUCAUCUACAUUGGAGACCACAUUUUCGGUGACAUCCUCAAAUCCAAGAAGCGCCAGGGCUGGAGGACGUUCCUGGUGAUACCUGAGCUGGCCCAGGAGCUGCAUGUGUGGACGGACAAGAGCUCCAUAUUUGAGGAACUUCAGUCUCUGGAAUGCCUCCUUGCAGAGCUUUACAAGCAUCUGGACAGCAGCAGCAACGAGAGGCCCGACAUCAGCUCACUGCAGAGACGAAUUAAGAAAGUGACACAUGACAUGGACAUGUGCUACGGCAUGAUGGGAAGUCUGUUCCGCAGUGGAUCCCGGCAGACGCUGUUCGCCUCCCAGGUGAUGCGCUAUGCUGACCUGUACGCCGCCUCCUUCAUCAACCUGCUGUACUACCCCUUCAGCUAUCUGUUCCGAGCUGCACACGUGCUGAUGCCCCAUGAGUCAACAGUGGAGCACGCCCACGUCAGCGUCAUCGACACAGAGUCGCCACUGGCCACGCGGAACCGCCACGAUGUCGACCUCGAGAUGGAGUGCAAACGGCACCAGCUGACUCGGUCCGUCAGCGAGAUCCAGCCCCCCCACUUCUUCCCUCAGGCUCCGCAGGAGAUCACGCACUGCCACGAUGAGGACGAUGACGAGGAGGAGGAGGAGGAGGAGGAGGAGGAGGAGGAGGAGGAAUAG